AUGUCAUCCAGUGUAGAAGCUAAUUUACCACCUACUAACGAGGGUUACGGAACUCACGAGUACUGGGAACAACGAUAUGCGAAUGAAGCAGAUGGACGUACAUUCGAUUGGUUUCUUUCUCCAACUUACCUCUUACCGCUCUUUGACGAACUUACCUCUAUCUCCACCAGCGAUGUGAAAGGAAAAGGAAAAGGAAAAGAUACGCGCAUAUUGACUUUGGGAUGUGGUAAUUCAGCUUUGGGUGAGGUAUUGUAUGAUAAUGGAUGGGAAGAUAUCGUUAAUAUCGAUUAUUCCAAGAUCGUAAUUGAUCAGAUGAAAGAGCGACAUUCAAUUGCAAGACCAAAAAUGGAAUGGUUAGAGAUGGAUAUACUAGGAUUGGGAUUUGAUGAUGAAUCGUUCGAUAUGGUAGUUGAUAAAGGAACGAUGGACGCUAUGUUAACUACAAAAGGUGAUCCAUGGAACCCGGACGAAAAGGAUAUACGAACUUGUACACAAGAAGUGACAGAGGCUAUAAGAGUCCUACGGAGGCAGCCAGGAAGCAAAUUCGUCUAUUUUACCUUUGGUCAACCUCAUUUUAGGAAACGGUACAUGGAAAAUCGACCUGGAUUCAAAUUAUCUCAUCGCGAGAUAGGUCCUCCAGAGGGUUUUGCCUAUUUCAUGUAUAUACUGGAAUACGUUGGGGAAGGAGAGCAAUAA
This is a messenger RNA of Kwoniella mangroviensis CBS 8507, 696 nucleotides long. RefSeq lists its product as uncharacterized. The transcript is spliced from 10 exons. Lineage: Eukaryota; Fungi; Basidiomycota; Tremellomycetes; Tremellales; Cryptococcaceae. The coding region runs from base 1 to 696 and encodes 231 amino acids. The record is from RefSeq and is a predicted model, not a curated record.